AUGGACACGACCAGGGACACGACCAGGGUCACGACCAGGGUCACGACCAGGGUCACGACCAGGGACACGACCAGGGUCACGACCAGGCACACGACCAGGGACACGACCAGGGUCACGACCAGGGACACGACCAGGGCAGGGUCACGACCAGGGUCACGACCAGGGACACGACUAGGGUCACGACCAGGGACACAACCAGGGUCACGACCAGGGACACGACCAGGGUCACGACCAGGGACACAACCAGGGACACGACCAAGGUCACGACCAGGGACACGACCAGGGUCACGACCAGGGACACGACCAGGGCAGGGUCACGACCAGGAGACGACUAGGGUCACGACCAGGGACACAACCAGGGACACGACCAUGUCAUCAGUUCCUACCCCCCUCCCCGUUAGCACCAACAGUACUCGUGGCGAGGCUGAUGCCCAGAACAUCACGGUACUGGCUAUGUGGAUGAUAGAACACCCCGGAACAGAGGAGGACGAGGAUGACAGUCACUCUAGAGGACAGGGGUCAGACAGCUCCUCGUGCCCAGGGGCCACAGCCUCGGGCGGGGGUAAGAGUCUGGAGAGGAGCUACCUACACUCCCCUGGAGAUAUGCCCAACGCCGACUCCGCAGACAUGGAGGAGGGCUUCAGCGAGAGUCCAGAGGGGCUGGACCAGGACAGUGGCUCUUCCUCCGCUGGUCCAACCCCCAGAGGGCGCUCUGCUGUCAGCAGGAAACACCGCUUUGACCUGGCUGCUAGGACACUGCUGGCCCGCGCUGCUGGUCUGUACCGCUCGGUGCAGGCCCAUCACAGCCAGGCUCGUAGAGAGGGCAGUGCCCUACAGCAGGACACUGGACCUCUGUAUGACUUUAACCUCGACGAGGAGCUGGAGCUGGAGCUGGACGAGGAGACCAUGGAGGCCAUGUUCGGUCAGGACCUGGCCAGCGACACUGACAUCCUGGGCAUGUGGAUCCCAGAGCAUGUGUGUGAGACAGAGGAACGAGACGAGGUGGUAGUGUGUGAGUUGUGUGAGGCUAGCGUUGCCAACUUCAACCAGCACAUGAAGAAGAGCCACCCUGGCUGCGGGCGCAGCGCCAACCGACAGGGUUACCGGAGCAACGGCUCCUACGUAGACGGGUGGUUCGGAGGGGAGUGUGGCAGCGGGAACCCCUACUACCUCCUCUGUGGUAGCUGUCGGGACAAACACCUGGCGGUUAAGAGUAAAACCACAGUCCCCGUGACGGAGAGGUCAGUGACGGACAGAAGGUAUAAAGGACUGGCCCCGGACCUCCUGGGGAAGCAGGACAGUGUCUAUGAAGAGGAAUGGGACAUGCUGGAUGUUGAUGAGGAUGAGAGGUUAACUGGGGACGAGGAGUUUGAGCUGCUGGCGGGACCGUUGGGUCUGAGCGAGCGCCGGGUCGUCCCAGAGGCCGUCCAGUUCCCCGACAGUGACCCCCUGGGAGCGUCCGUAGCCAUGGUGACCGCCACCAACAGCAUGGAGGAGACUCUGCUGCAGAUAGGCUGCCAGGGCGCGGUGGAGAACAGCUCCUCGGGCAGGGUGACUCUGGGGGAGCAGGCCGCAGCGCUGGAGAACCCCCACGACAGGGUCAUGGCUCUGAGGAGAGUGACCUCUGCAGCGCAGGUCCUCCUGGCCAGGACCAUGGUGAUGAGAGCCCUGUCUCUACUCUCUGUCAGUGGUUCUAGCUGCAGCCUGGCAGCAGGGUUGGAGUCUCUGGGUCUGACAGACAUCAGGACCCUGGUCAGACUGAUGUGUCUGGCUGCUGCGGGGCGAGCCGGCCUCUCCACCAGCCCCACAUCUGGAUCAGGGGCCUCAGAGCGGCCCCGCGGGGCCACCAAGGCCAGCAAACCUAUCUCCUGUCUGGCCUAUCUCAGUACGGCUGUGGGUUGUCUGGCCUCCAACAGCCCCAACGCUGCCAAGCUGCUGGUCCAGCUCUGCACACAGGUAACAACAGAUACACAACUCAGACUCACACAAAGAUAAUAGACUGAAAGAGAAACAGGAAGUG
This is a messenger RNA of Oncorhynchus keta (chum salmon), 2020 nucleotides long. Its product is annotated as probable E3 ubiquitin-protein ligase HERC1. Lineage: Eukaryota; Metazoa; Chordata; Actinopteri; Salmoniformes; Salmonidae. The transcript is spliced from 9 exons. Bases 1 to 1995 code for a protein of 664 amino acids. The record is from RefSeq and is a predicted model, not a curated record. Gene Ontology annotation, cellular component: nucleus.